Messenger RNA from Neospora caninum, 3666 nucleotides. RefSeq lists its product as hypothetical. The transcript is spliced from 6 exons. The coding region runs from base 1 to 3666 and encodes 1221 amino acids. Lineage: Eukaryota; Apicomplexa; Conoidasida; Eucoccidiorida; Sarcocystidae. The record is from RefSeq and is a predicted model, not a curated record.
AUGGAGGGUAACCCCUGCAGCGUUGUGUCGCACACCGCGACGAAGCAUAGAAAUCGAGGGAGCGUGCGGCCGGUCUGUUCCUUCGUUUCCUAUUUGUCCUUGUUUGUCCUGGCCGCAUCGCUCACCUUGUGCUCCGAAUGGGGCAAUUCUGUGUACACUGUUUCGCCUGCUUGCGCCUUGGUGCACUUUGCGGCCGCAGCAUCGCAGGGCGAAAACCCUGAAGGCGCGGCAUCCUCUUCGACUGCAGGGAAGGCCGCAGAGAGUUCCUUGGACCGUUCUUCCACGUCUUCUGGAGAGAAUGGCGCUGGCGACGGCUCUUCCAAGUCUCCGUCGCCGGACCCGCCGGAUGGAGGCAACGAGGCAGGCCGAUCCGCAUCUGCCUCCCGAGCUGCGGCGCCGGCUUCAGCCUUCUCGCGCGUCUCCACGGAGAAAUUCCUGGCCGACCGCUGGUUAGGCAGCGAGAACCCUUUGCACCGUCGCAUGUGCGAGUCGAUGAACGCCGACCCUAAACUCGCGAAACAGUUCAUCCUCCUCGCGCUCUUGCUGGUUCAGUUCUCGGAAGACGAGGCGACCCCCGAAGGUCGAAGGUGGGACAUGAAAGAAAGUGUCAAGUUCGGCCAGGCGACCGAGCUUCUCCACCGCCUCCUGGUUGACGCCCACGCAGAACCCUCGCGGCGCUCCGGCUUCUUCUGGCAAAACGCAGAGCCUUGUGAAAUCAACACGAUCGCUGGAAAGCAAGUAACACUGGUAGCGGUGCGUCUCUUCGAAGCCAUCCAAGCUUCUCGCGGGUCUCCUCCGGCGACCAGCGGGGACGAGUCGCCGGGCGACGUGUCCGCGGAGCGCCCCCAGGCUUCGGAGUCUGAGGCUGCCAAGGCGGGAGACGCAAACGGUCCGCCCGCAUCCGUAGCUCAGUACUGGGCAAGGUGGUACAAGGAGGCUAAGCAGUCGACUUCUGAGGACGACAAGAAGACCGCGAAGACCGCGAGCGGCGGGAACGGAACCCAGAGAUCCGCCCGGACAGCGCCCGGUGGAAAAUCUGCUCAGUCCGCGACGCGUGACGCGACACCCAGCGGCGACCAGAAAGAAGCCGGUGUCCAGCGAGACAGCGAGGGGAGCCGAGCUGCAGAUGCGAGUGCCGAGGACUUCCCCAUGGGAGACGGCACGUUCGCGUAUCACGCCUUCAUUGUGCGGUUGAUGGAGGAAGAGCAGGUGGAGUCCAAGAUGUGGUCAACGCAGGACAUUUUGAAGUUCUCACGGAGAACGCGCAUCUCCCUGCGGCCAGGGGAAACGCUCCCCGAGCUCAUCAAUCACGCCACGUCGAUCUGGUCUUCCUACCUCAUUGUCCGCCGACUCCAGACUGGCGACGCCAUGGAGACGAUGCUCGCGGACUGGGUCGUGGGGCCGGUUGUGGCGUCGACGACGGGUGCGUUUCAGGACGCCGUCUCGCUGGUGUCGGACGCGGUGCGCGAACCGAUCAUGGACGAGCCUGUGUGUGGCCACAUUUUCCUGCUGCUCGACGGGUUCCGGUCUUCGCCCUUGGCGUCAGUCUUCAUCGAGGGGUCGACCACGGCGACGCAGCUGGAGCAGUUUCGCCAGUACCUCUUGAGUGUCCUCGUUAGCGAGUUGGAGAAGGCAGUGCAGCAGCUGGCGGAGGAUCUGCGGCUGUUGCGGAAAGAUCCGUUCCGCAGGCCGCGCAAGGCCCCGCGAACCCGGCGCGUCGCCGCCAGCACGUCCACGGACGACGGCGCGGAGGGCGCGGAGGGCGCGGACGCGCUGGCGGCCGAGGCCGUGCCGCGCGUGACGCGGAAGCAGUUGCCCAUCACGCGUCUCGCGGGGUACGUCGUGAAGCUCGGCUCGGGGAUUUUCCAGUCUGGCGUGCUUGGCGAGGGCAACUCGUACGAGGCGAACCAGCGGCUGUUGCAGGCGAUGACGAGCGACAGCAUGCUCGUCGAGAUCCAGUUUUUCAACGAGGGGAACCGGUCGCUGCACAACGCCGCCAACCCGCUGGUCUCGCUGCCCGAGCAGCCGAUCUUGGAGCGCGGCGCGCACUUGGGCGAGGCGCGGAAUCUGCGGAACGGCGUCGAAGACGAGCGCGACGAAGCCGCAAACAUCUUGCGCAACCCCGACAGCCUGUUGUCGGCGCCGGACUGGACCGGCGGAGACCCGGACGCAGUUGUCCCCGUCGUGACGGCCAUGAAGGCCUUGAAGCGCCACAUCAACGGCGCCAAGGGGGCCCUCCCGAUCUGGUUCUUCCGCCGAUCCUUUGUGAUCUACAGCACCAUCGAGGGCGGCGACGUGACCGACACGCUGGGCAGCCACCUCGGCCUGCCGUUCACGACGGACUACGACAUCCACUUCUUCGUCUACGUGCCGAUCUCGAGCUAUUCCUCGAACGUGGGCGAGAAACUGCGCAAGUCUUUCCUCCUCAUGGCCCAGGCGCCGGCCGCCGGCGCCAACUGGGGCCUCAGCGGAGUCGACCCCGUCGUCGACGACUGCCGCAUCAAGGAACUGGGAACCGCCAAGCUGACGGACGACGGCCAGGCGCUCAAGCUCAAGACGUUCGGCAUCGGACUCGACGACAAUCAACGGACCAACGUGCAGAAGUUCAUUCAGAGGGACAUGGUUCUCAUUCACUACAAGAUCAAGGGGCUGGCCAGCAUGCGCUCCUCGCUGACGCCUGGCGAGGAGUGGCGGAUCAUGCGAGCCGAGAAAAUGUUUGCUCGCAUUCUGAAGCAGUGCAGAAACCUCCUCGAGGUUCCCUACGCAGUCGUCGUGAAGAAGCAGAACCAUGUGGAAACGCGUCAAGCGAAGAAGAGCGCCGAAGUCGAAGGUGGAUUGCCGCCGUGGGUCUUGGCUAUCGCCGUGGUCUGUACGGCGGUGCCGUUGAUCGUCUUCAUGUGCUGUCUGCAGUUCCACAAGCGUCUGCCACUGCCUUGGUGGCUGACGUGCAUCUGUUCCUCCAGUCCCCCCUGGGAGGCGUCGCGCGACGCAGAAGAACAAGACAUGCAGAGCGUGGUCCACAGCCAGUGUUUGACGCAGGCCGACCUGUGCAUGCUCUACGACGUCCCGUCGGUCUCGGAGGCCGGAUCGCUCGCCGGGAGCUCCGCGAGCCGGCCCAAAGGCUCCAGCGCAGUCGGCUCUCCGCAGCGGCGGUCGCCCCGAAACGGCCACGGGUCCAGGAUGACGAGUCGCAGCGGCGCCCUGUCGCCGGUCAGCGGAGGCGGCAAGUCUGCGUGGAUGAGCGGCGCGUCGCUCGCGGCAGGCCCCGUGCCGAGCGGAACGACUCUCCGGAACGGGCCUCGAGGCGGGUGGCUCGACUCGACUGGACGCUGGGUUACGUCACAGGUGUGCGCUGAGCCGGGGGCUGCGUCCCGGCUCAGCACAGGCGGCGGUCGCGACGGCCAGGUGGGACUCGGAGGGCCUUUCGGGAGCGCCGAAGCGGGCUACCAGGCACAGCGCGACGGCGCCUCGCAGACCGGGCGCAUGCGCGAGAGUGUGAGGAGUGAGAAGAGUCCGAACGCGACGGCAUGCGUCGCCGAAGAGGGGAGCUCGAGCCUUUCGGCCGUGCCGACCGGCCUCGGACGGCCGUGCCUCACUGAACGCGCAGCGCCCGGCAAGCCCCGGUCUCCUCGGUCGCCUUCUGGGGGCGCGGGUAGCGAAGAGUGA